CCGCGAGUUCUGCUGCUUCGCACCAUGCGAUUCAGUGAAAGUCAAUAAAAGUCACUGAGUAAAUGCGAAAAAGGCCUCAAGUAGUUUGAUGUUUACGCGAAAAAAGCACGUGUGGUGUUUCAACCCAGGCAGUUCAUUACAACUUCCACGCGAGCAACGAUUAAGGAGUGAAUCCUUUUUUUGCAUUGUGCAUGUCAACUAAUGGCAUUCACGAUACAGAUGAAACUGUCUCUUUGUUUACGUGCAGAUCGUACGAAAGCAAAGUAGCGAUGGACUUUUGAAAAGGUUCAAUGAUUACAUUGUUAUACUUGCUGAUGAAGGCCGACGUUGGCUCAGUAAAUUUUUCUUAGAGGCGAAUUUGGAUCAUUGACAAAAUGGUGAAGUACUACGAAACCAACACGAUUUUUCAAUUUAACUGGGAGCAAGUUGCUCAGGGUUUCUGGCGCAGAUACCCCAACCCUCACAGUUCUCAUGUGAUUAGUGAAGAUACAAUUUCCAGGGAAAUCAAAGAUGGAAAGUUGUAUUCAAAAAGAUUGUUAACCAAAACAAAUCGUGUGCCGAAAUGGGGUGAAAAAUUUAUAAAACACAACAAUGUCAAAAUCAUUGAAGAGAGUAUUGUUGAUCCUAAAGAAAAGACUCUUACUACUUAUACAAGAAAUUUGGGCUACACCAAAGUUAUGAGUGUUGUAGAAAAAGUAAUUUAUAAAGCAUCUGAUGAAAACCCCCAAUGGACUAUUGCUAAAAGAUCAGCGUGGAUAGAAAGUUCAGUUUUUGGUUUUAGUCGUGCAAUACAAGCUUUUGGGCUGGAAAGAUUUAAGAAGAAUUGCAUUAAAAUGUCAAAUGGAUUCAAUUAUGUUCUUGCCCACAUGUUUCCUCUUACUGCUCAAAUGAUGAAUCCAAGUUUAUCUCAAAUGGGAUUUGCUGAUAAGGCUGGUGAACCAAUGAUAAGGCUGUCACACGCAGCAGAAGAUUUGCAACAUAGUUUUCAAGAUAAGGCUGAAAAAAUGAAAGACGCAGCUAAGAAAGCAACUGAUCUCGCAAAACAAAAGGCUGGAUCCAUUCAAACUGUUUAUGCCAGUGAUUAAUCGUAAAAUUUUCAUUGCGAUAAUUUUACUGUUCAGAAAAUGGUUGAUAAAAUUUUUAUAUUGUUUUUAUCCAAGUGAUAGUAUUUCUAAGAACUGCCAGAAAAAACUAAUUUAUAGAUGUGUCUUCAUUUGAUCAAUAAAAUAAGAUUCAAAUGAAAAGUAAAUUAUCUUGAAAGCUACAGUAUGUUAAGUUAUUAGGCAAACUUUGGUUUGUAGAAGUGAAAUAAUUUUUUUGAAUAAUAUCCAAUUCAUGUCAUACUUAAAUAUUUAUACCAUGGAACGAUCAUGUUACGGAUUCAAAAAUUUUUUUCUAUGAAAAUGUUAAUGUAUAUAGAAGUCAUGUGUACAUAAGAAAAAAUUUUAUUUAUAAAUAACGUAACUAUUUCAUAUUUAGCAUGCUCAAAUAUUGAAGUUUUUUUCGGAUUAUUUUCCGUAAAUUGGGUAUGAUAGAAUCCAUGAAAUACUUACAAAGACAAAUUAUGUACAAUGAAG
Messenger RNA from Trichogramma pretiosum, 1577 nucleotides. It is a transcript of the gene prel, whose product is annotated as PRELI domain-containing protein 1, mitochondrial. The record is from RefSeq and is a predicted model, not a curated record. Gene Ontology annotation, cellular component: mitochondrial intermembrane space. Gene Ontology annotation, molecular function: phosphatidic acid transfer activity. The transcript is spliced from 5 exons. Lineage: Eukaryota; Metazoa; Arthropoda; Insecta; Hymenoptera; Trichogrammatidae. Bases 375 to 1085 code for a protein of 236 amino acids. Gene Ontology annotation, biological process: phospholipid transport.